GCUCGCAGAACAAAACAGAAGUGGGCUAAGUAAGCUUUCACGAUACCAAGAUCUUCGUUCACAAAGCUUUUAGAAAUGUGAGAUCCUUACUUCUAAGAGGGUAUGAGAAGCUACCAACCAAUCCCAUCUCUGGUAGCAGCAAGAUUGAUCCCAAGUUGCAAGAGACCGAAAGUCUGUGCAAAAGUUCCUUCCAGCGAUGGGAUCCCAGUGAGGUGGUGGGUAAGGAAGAUGGCAUCAUGAGUGUUCGUCGACUAGAGGACCAGAGCCUUCAAUGGAAGUCUAGUUUUUUGGCUACAGAGGACUUUGCAAAGAAGAUGGAAGAAUUGGAAAUGAUGGAUGAGAGUGAUGGGAAUCAUGUGCUUGACAUAGAGGAAGUUGUACAUUGCUACUCCCUCCUCACCAGCCCAACUUAUUUAGAAAUUGUUGACAAAUUCUCCAAAGAUGUCUACCAGGAACUAAAUCUUCCCCAGCCGCCAAGAAAAGUCAACAACUCAUUGGGAAAACUGGAUUCAGCAGCAAGCAUUCAUGGUCUGAUGAGGAAGUUGGGUUCAGCCAGUGUUCACAGUUCGAUGAGGAGACUGGGAUGCUCAACCAGUGUUCACACUUCAAUGGGAAAAGUAGGUUCAGGCAAUGCCGGUUCAAUGAGGAAACUAAGUUCAUCCGAAGUUCACAACUCAAAGAGAAAUUUGGGUGCAGAAAGCAUUCAUGACUCGAUGAGGAGAUUGAGUUCGGACAGCAUUCAUGGUUCAAUGAGGAAACUGGGUUCCGACAGCCUGCACAGUUCAACGAGGAGAUUGGGUUCAAAAAGUGUUCAUUCGUCAAUGAGGAAAUUAGAUUCAGAUAGCAUUGACGGAUCAAUGAGGAAACUAUGUUCAACCAAUGUUCACAACUCAAUGAGGAGAUUGAGUUCGGACAGCAUUCAUGACUCUAUGAGGAGAUUGAGUUCAGACAGCAUUAAUGGUUCGAUGAGGAAACUGGGUUCCGAAAGCGUUCACAGUUCAAUGAAGAGAUUGGAUUUAAAAAGUGUUCAUGGGUCAAUGAGGAAAUUAGACUCAGACAGCAUUCACGGAUCAAUGAGGAAACUGAGAUCAGACUGCAUACAUGGGUCUAUGAGGAAACUUGGUCCAGACAGCAUACACAGGUCUAUGAGCAUGACGAAACUUGGUUCAGACAGCAUUCCCGGAUCUAUGAGGAAACUGGGUUCAGAUAGUCACAGCAUUCAUGGUUCCAUGAGGAAACUGAGAUCAGAUGGCAUUCGCAGUUCAAUGAGGUGUCUGCCCUCUUAAGCUAUAUGCAACUGAGUAAUGUACAAAAAACUCCAAAUGCUUAGAGGGCUCAUGGUUUUGUCUUUAUUAACAGUUCCUAGUUAUUGAACCCUGCAUGCUAUGAGCCAUUUCAGGUUGAAAUUGCAUGUACUUGUACUAUAACAUGUUAUUUUUAUUUCAUUAUCUGCUCUUUGCAC
Molecule: messenger RNA, 1462 nt
Organism: Salvia hispanica
Lineage: Eukaryota; Viridiplantae; Streptophyta; Magnoliopsida; Lamiales; Lamiaceae
Source: RefSeq, a predicted model, not a curated record